UCGGCAGGCAUCCGCUGGGCCGCCGUCGGCGGCAGGCUAGGGUCUUGGGGGUCCACACUCGGGCUCUCGGUACCGGCAGCGCACGAAGUAGCCCGGAGGCUGCGGUCCGGCGCGGUGGGUGCGCGUCCAGCCCCGAACCUGUCACCCACCACCUGAGUAGCUGUCCCCGGGAAUGGGGGCACGGCCCCUCACCCAGCUCCCAUGGAUUAGAAAUAAGAAUCAAGCUCCACAAUGACAACUUACUUAGAAUUCAUCCAACAAAAUGAAGAACGAGAUGGAGUCCGAUUUAGUUGGAAUGUUUGGCCGUCAAGUCGAUUGGAAGCUACAAGAAUGGUUGUUCCGGUUGCAGCCCUGUUUACGCCACUGAAAGAGAGACCUGAUUUACCACCUAUUCAAUAUGAACCUGUUCUUUGUAGUAGGACCACUUGCCGUGCAGUUUUGAAUCCUUUAUGCCAAGUGGAUUAUCGAGCAAAACUGUGGGCUUGCAACUUCUGCUAUCAAAGAAAUCAGUUUCCACCUACUUAUGCUGGUAUAUCUGAACUGAAUCAGCCUGCUGAACUUUUACCUCAGUUUUCUAGCAUUGAAUAUGUAGUUCUGCGUGGUCCUCAAAUGCCUUUGAUAUUCCUCUACGUGGUUGAUACUUGCAUGGAAGAUGAAGAUUUACAAGCUCUGAAAGAAUCCAUGCAGAUGUCAUUAAGUCUUUUACCACCUACAGCUUUGGUUGGACUAAUUACUUUUGGGAGAAUGGUUCAGGUUCAUGAACUUGGAUGUGAAGGCAUCUCAAAAAGCUAUGUCUUCAGAGGCACAAAAGAUCUGUCUGCCAAACAACUGCAGGAAAUGUUGGGGCUCUCUAAAGUGCCAGUAACUCAAGCAACACGUGGUGCUCAGGUGCAGCAGCCACCUCCUUCCAAUAGAUUCCUACAGCCAGUACAGAAAAUAGACAUGAAUCUUACAGAUCUUCUUGGAGAACUUCAGCGGGAUCCUUGGCCUGUGCCUCAGGGAAAGAGACCCUUGCGUUCCUCUGGAGUGGCCCUUUCCAUAGCUGUGGGACUGCUAGAGUGUACUUUUCCCAACACCGGCGCUCGCAUCAUGAUGUUCAUUGGCGGUCCUGCUACUCAGGGACCUGGAAUGGUGGUUGGAGAUGAGUUGAAGACACCCAUAAGAUCGUGGCAUGACAUUGAAAAAGACAAUGCUAAAUAUGUUAAAAAAGGAACUAAGCACUUUGAAGCACUGGCUAACCGAGCUGCUACAACUGGCCAUGUUAUUGACAUCUACGCAUGUGCGUUAGAUCAGACAGGGCUCCUGGAGAUGAAAUGCUGUCCCAACCUUACUGGCGGUUACAUGGUAAUGGGUGACUCUUUCAACACUUCCUUAUUCAAACAAACUUUUCAGAGAGUCUUUACCAAAGAUAUGCAUGGACAGUUUAAAAUGGGCUUUGGUGGCACAUUAGAAAUAAAGACAUCAAGGGAAAUAAAGAUUUCAGGAGCUAUUGGACCCUGUGUUUCGCUUAAUUCUAAAGGACCAUGUGUCUCUGAAAAUGAAAUAGGAACAGGUGGCACUUGCCAGUGGAAGAUAUGUGGACUCAGUCCCACUACAACAUUAGCCAUAUAUUUUGAAGUUGUCAAUCAGCAUAAUGCUCCAAUUCCUCAAGGGGGGCGUGGUGCCAUCCAAUUUGUGACACAGUAUCAGCAUUCAAGUGGGCAGAGACGCAUCCGAGUAACCACCAUUGCUAGAAACUGGGCUGAUGCUCAAACUCAGAUCCAGAACAUCGCUGCAUCUUUUGACCAGGAGGCAGCUGCCAUUCUUAUGGCCCGGCUCGCAAUAUACAGAGCAGAAACGGAAGAAGGGCCAGAUGUGCUUAGGUGGCUGGAUAGACAGCUCAUUCGACUGUGUCAGAAAUUUGGAGAAUAUCACAAAGAUGAUCCGGGUUCCUUCAGAUUUUCAGAAACAUUUUCCCUUUAUCCACAGUUUAUGUUUCACUUAAGAAGAUCUCCUUUCUUGCAAGUUUUUAACAAUAGUCCUGAUGAAAGUUCCUAUUAUCGUCACCAUUUUAUGCGUCAGGACCUGACGCAGUCUCUGAUCAUGAUUCAGCCUAUUUUGUAUGCAUAUUCCUUCAGUGGACCACCAGAGCCGGUUCUGCUUGAUAGCAGCAGCAUUCUUGCAGAUCGGAUUCUUCUCAUGGACACAUUCUUCCAGAUCUUGAUUUAUCAUGGGGAGACAAUAGCGCAGUGGCGUAAGUCAGGAUACCAGGACAUGCCGGAAUAUGAAAAUUUCCGCCACCUUCUGCAAGCGCCAAUUGAUGAUGCACAGGAAAUUCUUCAUUCUAGGUUUCCAAUGCCGAGAUACAUUGACACUGAGCAUGGGGGCAGCCAGGCCCGUUUCCUGCUUUCAAAAGUCAAUCCUUCACAGACUCAUAAUAAUAUGUAUGCCUGGGGGCAGGAAUCUGGAGCACCUAUUCUCACUGAUGAUGUUAGUCUACAAGUGUUCAUGGAUCAUCUGAAGAAACUUGCUGUGUCCAGUGCUGCGUGAAAAGCUAAACAUGUUCGGGACACUUUCAAUGAUGAAAUAAUAUUACAAUUAAAAUUGUUUUAAUUUUAUCUGUCGAAAACAACAGAUAUCUUGUUAGACUUUUUUUUUUCCAAUUAGUAUGAUUUGAGACAACAUAUGGAAAAAUGUUCACAUUUGUAGAUGAAGCUUAUAUAACAAGAGUAGUAAGAAUAAAUUUAUUUUGCUUACCACAGUAUUAUAUCUGGUUUUGGAAAUCUGAGGUCUUUAUAAUUCACUUAUAUUUAAAAGUGUACAUGGAGUCUGCCUUGUACAGCAUAUAGGACUUAUUUGUAUAUUGCAGACAAAUCUAAAAUGGCACUGAAUGUCAUUGUUGACAAUUAAAAUUUUUUUUUCUUUUAGCCAUAAAG
Messenger RNA from Ochotona princeps (American pika), 2915 nucleotides. It is a transcript of the gene SEC23A, whose product is annotated as SEC23 homolog A, COPII coat complex component. The record is from RefSeq and is a predicted model, not a curated record. Gene Ontology annotation, biological process: COPII-coated vesicle budding; endoplasmic reticulum to Golgi vesicle-mediated transport; intracellular protein transport. The coding region runs from base 232 to 2529 and encodes 765 amino acids. NCBI's taxonomy places the organism in Eukaryota, Metazoa, Chordata, Mammalia, Lagomorpha, Ochotonidae. The transcript has 20 exons. Gene Ontology annotation, molecular function: GTPase activator activity; zinc ion binding. Gene Ontology annotation, cellular component: COPII vesicle coat; endoplasmic reticulum exit site.